This is a messenger RNA of Symbiodinium sp. CCMP2456, 1467 nucleotides long. The record is from the annotation of a GenBank genome assembly. NCBI's taxonomy places the organism in Eukaryota, Dinophyceae, Suessiales, Symbiodiniaceae.
AUGUGGAACUAUCUCAAGCCAGCCGACUCCAUCAUCGAUCUCACUUCGGACGCCGAAAAGGACGAGCCAAAGCACGGCGAGCCAGCCGACUCCAUCGUCAAUCUCACUUUGGACGCCGAAGAGGACGAGCCGAAGCACAGCGACCAUCUCAAGCAGGCUGCGCCCAUCAAGCUCGAGAAGACAGUUUCCACGAAGCGGCGCCUCACGAGCAAAAGGCCAGUUCCAGAGAUGGACACCAUGCCGAGUGACGACCUGGUCGAUGCUCACAAGCGCGGCAAAGUUAUUUACAGGGAGAAGCGGGCCCCCCACCAGAGUCACGGGAAUUGCCGUGGGCUACACGGACCUUGCCUCAUGGGGCGCAACGGAGCGGCUGCACCAGCAGGACCUUCCGGGCUCUGCGACCUCUGCAACCUGGAGGACAUCCAGCUGUUGCACGAACAUGGUGAAGGUCGCUUAACGCAUCUCCUGCUUCAGCUUGCAGAGCCGGAGGCUUCUGUGGCACUCAAGCGCAUCCACGACAAGGACGCGGCCAUCGCAAAGGUCGAGGCCUCGCCGGCGAGCAAAAGCUGCAGCACUGAAGUCCCAGGCGUGAUGUCAACUGCACCCACUUCGAGACUCGCUGCUUGUACUGUGUACAUGUGUUCUAGCACACAACUUGCCUCUGCCGGAGCCUUCCUGCUAAGCUUUCUCGAGUAUUCCCCGCCUCUUCUCAGCAUCAUGGCCGACGGAUUGCUCGGUGCCUCGACCUCUGCUCCGGCUUCUAAGACCGGCGGGGACACUCGUCGUGUCAAGUUAUAUCCAUGGGACUCGACCGCAAGCCAACUACUGGAACCGUACGGCGAGUCGGCGAUCAGCUCAUUGUCCUUGGCCGACCUGUGGAAGGCAGUCAACUCCGGGAAUAAGUCCGCCAUGUACCAUAGCCAUCUGUGCGCUCCGGUCACCGAUCAAUGGCACAUCGGUGCAGGCAUAUCGCUCACGGCAGCGGCCUUGGAAGCUGCCGCCGCAAAUUUCAAAACGGAGUACAUGCAGCAGCUCAUCAAUCCCCAGUACUACGAGAAGAUCAGCACGGAGCUCGUCGAGCUGGAGCCCGUUUUCAAAGUCCUCAAUCUGGGGAAAGGCAGUCAAGUCGAGAAGGAUACUGGCAGCUUCAGGGCGGCCAAACGAUCCCGGCGCGAUGGUCCCAAACCAGCCCCAGUCACAGAGGCGGAGGUCCUCGACGCUGCCCGCAAGAUGUACAAGUGGCUGGCCAAGCCAAGCUCUGCCUUCCGGAGUUUUCUGUUCAUCACCUCGGCCGGCAACACAUUUUAUAGCGGGCAUGUCGCGGAGGUGGUGGCGCGGGCGGCAAUCAGCCACAAACCGAUGCGCGAGGAGGACUUCGUCACGGCCAUGCAGGCUCGCUUACAAAAGCCGGCAGCAGAGCCCGAGUCCAGUGCCAAGCCCAGCUCCGACGCCACCGGCUUGUUCUGA